GGACGAAACACAAUAUUUAACUAAAAUAGUAUGCUAUUAAAUGACUCCUUAAAAUAUUAGAACAAUACGCAUUAACACAUGUUGUAAUUGUUAAUUGUAAACCUACUUAAUUUUGCGAACUACAUUUCUAAUAGAAGUGGAUACCUAGUUAAUCGGCCUUGUCAGCGAGCUACAUUAGCAUAGCAAGUUGGCUAGCUAACGUUAGUUGUGAAUUCCGGGUCCACAACGAUAUAAAAUCUUCCAUCCGCCAAGAUGUGCAGUUAUCACGGUACAAUCAGACUGUUUGUGCAGGUGCUUUGGGCCCACCUGCUCUGUGGAUGGGCGUUUGGUUCUGAGCUUACAUUUGAGCUUCCGGAUAACGCAAAACAGUGUUUCUAUGAAGAUAUUACCGUUGGUACCAAGUGUACACUUGAGUUCCAGGUUGUCACUGGUGGGCAUUACGAUGUUGACUGUCGCCUGGAGGAUGCAGAUGGUACUGUUCUUUACAAAGAAAUGAAGAAGCAGUACGACAGCUUUACAUUCACGGCUGCCAAGAAUGGAACAUACAAGUUCUGCUUCAGCAAUGAGUUUUCCACCUUCACGCACAAGACAGUCUACUUCGAUUUCCAAGUUGGAGAGGAUCCUCCACUUUUCCCCAAUGAGAACAGGGUCACUGCUUUGACCCAGAUGGAGUCUGCCUGCGUGUCCAUUCAUGAGGCCCUGAAAUCGGUCAUUGACUAUCAGACACAUUUCCGUCUGCGGGAGGGGCAGGGACGCAGCCGUGCUGAGGACCUCAACACAAGAGUGGCUUUCUGGUCCAUUGGAGAGGCCUUCAUUUUGCUGGUGGUCAGCAUCAGCCAGGUAGUUUUGCUGAGGAGCUUCUUCUCUGACAGGAAGACCACCACGACACGAGUUGGAUCCUAACGUCCCACAGCAUCUCAUCCCAGUCACCUCCUCCACUACAACAACAACAACGGUUCAUGGCAGAUUUUUGCUUUUUAGAUGCCAUUCACGGAAUUUGAAUUUUUAAUAUACGUUCAGGUUUGAAGUUACUUUUAACAAACCCAGUGGAUUUUCUAAAUGAAAUCUAGCAAAUAUUGGAAUUGUAACAACGUAUUUAUUAUGUGGGUGCAUAUUGUCAUUGUUUUUUACAACACUGUUUUCCUGAAUGUAUGAACAUACUGGUGGCCUGUCUUGCAGUUCUAAUUUGAGACCUACUUGAUACAAUUCUGCUUUAAACUAUAAUUUAAUGUAUUUGCACACAGUUCUCACUUCCUCCUUAGUAAUGGCUCAAAUCAAACUUUGUUUUGAUAUGAAUGAAAAUAACUGAUCAACCGAGUACACAAUUGGUAAGCAUGUUCUUUGUUUUUAAUUUGAGAUUCCACUCGUCAACAUAGCUUGUGGCCAGCAGAGGUUGUGUUUUGGGUGGAUGAGCUUUGACUUGGUGCAUUUUCAGGAGUUCAACCAAUCUCUUUAUUGUAACUGGUGUUUUGUUCUUGGUGUAAAUGGUAAAACAGAUACAUAUGAAGCUGGUUUAAGCACAUGAUUUAAUUUCUUUUAUGUUAGGCAUUUCUUUAAUGGUGUGGUCUUUUUCAGUGUGGUCUUUUUAAAAUGUUGGUUUGUAUACUGUUCAUGAUUAUUUCUGAACAGCCAUCACUGCUGCCACUCCAAGGAAUUGUUUCCUUAUUUGAACAGCUGAAUAAACCUUUUCUGGUAAACCCA
This is a messenger RNA of Oncorhynchus keta (chum salmon), 1701 nucleotides long. Its product is annotated as transmembrane emp24 domain-containing protein 7-like. Gene Ontology annotation, biological process: intracellular protein transport; Golgi organization; endoplasmic reticulum to Golgi vesicle-mediated transport. The coding region runs from base 253 to 903 and encodes 216 amino acids. Gene Ontology annotation, cellular component: Golgi apparatus; COPII-coated ER to Golgi transport vesicle; endoplasmic reticulum. The record is from RefSeq and is a predicted model, not a curated record. The transcript has 4 exons. NCBI's taxonomy places the organism in Eukaryota, Metazoa, Chordata, Actinopteri, Salmoniformes, Salmonidae.